GCAGGUGGGGUCUGCACAAAGAGAACUCCCAGUCUGAUCCUCGUUCACUCGGGUGGAGCCACAGACAGCUCGGUGACCUCCCCCGGUCGCUACUGCUCCGUAUACGCGCCUGUGUAUGUGUGUAUGUACGCGUGUAUGUUUGUGUGUGUGUGUGUUUGUGUGUGUGUGUGUUCGGCCCACCAGACCAUCUGUCAGAGGGUUCAGGUCGAACUGGGACUGGCGUCUCCCUAACGAAGCUGAUUGGAACUGAGUCCACAGCUGCACUCGGGACACAGUGGAGGAGAGGAUUUACUGUAGAAAGUGGAGAUCAGAAAAGGAAGAAGAACCUGUUUUACACUGCGCUGUGAAAAGGACUCCUCCUGCGUGUAGCUUUUGGAGCCGGCCGCGAUGAUUCUGGCCACGUUGAAGGGCGUUGGGAAGCAGCUCCUCCGGGUGAAGGUUGUGGACUGCAACGCGGAGGACUCGCGCCUGUCUCGAUGCCUCAACACGUUUGACCUGGUGGCCCUGGGCGUGGGCAGCACGCUGGGCGCCGGCGUGUACGUGCUCGCCGGCGCCGUGGCCCGGGACAGCGCCGGACCUGCCAUCGUCCUCUCGUUCCUCAUAGCUGCCCUGGCCUCAGUCCUGGCCGGACUGUGCUACGCCGAGUUCGGAGCCCGCGUCCCCAAAACUGGCUCGGCCUACCUCUACAGCUAUGUGACGGUUGGGGAGCUGUGGGCCUUCAUCACGGGCUGGAACCUCAUCCUCUCCUAUGUUAUCGGAACUUCGAGUGUGGCGAGAGCAUGGAGCGCCACCUUUGACGAGCUGAUUGGACAGCACAUCGAGGUUUUCUGCAGACGCUACAUGACCAUGAAGGCCCCGGGCCUCCUGGCAGAGUACCCAGACAUCUUCGCUGUCUUCAUCAUAAUAAUUCUGACAGGACUGCUUGCGUUUGGAGUGAAGGAGUCAGCGAUGGUAAAUAAAGUGUUCACCUGCAUCAAUGUGCUGGUGCUGCUCUUCAUGACCAUCUCUGGCUUCGUCAAAGGAAACCUGAAAAACUGGAACUUGAACCCUGAAGAAAUCCUCAACGGCACCAGCAACUCCAGCCUGAAUAUGUCUGGCUCCUUACCUUCAGAAGAAAGUCUCGGGGAAGGCGGCUUCAUGCCUUUUGGCCUGAGCGGAGUGCUCUCUGGUGCCGCCACCUGUUUUUAUGCCUUCGUAGGCUUUGACUGCAUUGCCACUACAGGAGAAGAAGUGAAGAAUCCUCAGCGGGCCAUUCCCAUCGGGAUCGUGGCCUCACUCCUCAUCUGUUUUGUGGCGUACUUCGGCGUGUCCGCAGCCCUCACCAUGAUGAUGCCCUACUACUUGCUGGAUAAGAACAGCCCCCUGCCUGUGGCCUUUAAGUACGUGGGCUGGGAGGGAGCCACGUACGCCGUGGCCAUUGGCUCUUUAUGUGCCCUGUCGACCAGUCUACUAGGCUCCAUGUUCCCAAUGCCCAGAGUGAUCUGGGCCAUGGCAGAAGAUGGCCUGCUCUUCAAAUGUUUGGCCAGCAUCAGCCCACGAACCAAAACCCCGCUAACAGCUACAGUAACAUCCGGUGUUGUUGCAGCUGUGAUGGCCUUCCUGUUUGACUUGAAGGACCUGGUUGACCUCAUGUCCAUCGGCACUUUGCUGGCCUAUACUCUGGUGGCUGCCUGCGUGCUGGUCCUCAGGUACCAGCCUGAACAGCCCAGUGUGGCCUACGAGAUGGCCAACACUCAGGAUUACGAGUCCUAUAACGAUGGGAACGCUGACAUCCUACCGCAGCCAGAGGAUCGCUUCACCUUCAAGAAUCUACUUACCCCUUCCAACACAGAUCCGUCCCCCCUGUCUGGGUUCGCCGUCAACAUUUGCACCAGCAUACUUGGUGUUUUGGUGUGUGUCUUCAGUGUGGUAGCGGUUCAGGGAGGGCUGGCCCCAUGGUCCCUGUCUGUCCUCUGUGUUCUCAUGGCCGUGUGUCUGAUUGUCACCUUCGUUGUGUGGAGACAGCCGCAGAGCAAGGCCAAGCUGGCCUUCAAGGUUCCACUGCUGCCCUUUGUCCCGGUCACUAGCAUGUUCAUCAACGUCUAUCUGAUGAUGCAGCUCGACAGAGGAACCUGGAUGCGCUUUGCCAUCUGGAUGGUCUUAGGGUUCUGUAUCUACUUUGGCUAUGGUAUUCGCCACAGUGCAGAGGCGGUGUUGACCACGCCAGCCUGCACGAUAAAGGGAGAGCCCAUGGCCACGGAGAAGGAAGCCUUCCUGCACGACACACAGAACGCCACCGGGGAGGACGAGGAAGAGGACGAGGAAGUCUCCUGAGGAAACGGGAGGUUCACUAAUCCUCUCUAUUUCUGUUCUGCUAAACUCUCCAAAAUAGCUGUAGGUCCAGGAGACGUACGGAGACACUUACCCUCCAAUCAGAGCGUUGACUUGUUUCCUUAUUCCAAACACAACUUUGAAUGAAAGUAGAAAGGCUAAUUAGAUGUAAAAGCUAGG
Molecule: messenger RNA, 2490 nt
Organism: Etheostoma spectabile (orangethroat darter)
Lineage: Eukaryota; Metazoa; Chordata; Actinopteri; Perciformes; Percidae
Product: high affinity cationic amino acid transporter 1
Exons: 13
Coding region: 388-2313 (641 amino acids)
Biological process (GO): L-ornithine transmembrane transport; L-arginine import across plasma membrane
Cellular component (GO): plasma membrane
Molecular function (GO): L-ornithine transmembrane transporter activity; L-lysine transmembrane transporter activity; L-arginine transmembrane transporter activity
Source: RefSeq, a predicted model, not a curated record